AUGCCCUCGGGCCCCCGGUACCUUGGCGACGUCUGCCAGAGACCCCGAGGGGAGCGCGUCGCGGCCCCGGGGGCGUUCUCCGCCGCCACCGGCUCCUCCGCGGCCCCGCCCUGCCGCUGCGGCCGCCCGCCCGCCUCGCCUCCUCCCCUCGCCCGGCCCCGCCGGCCCGCCCCGAGCCGGCUCCAAUCCCCGCGCGGCGCCUCGGCCUCCAUUGGCUGCGCCGCGCUCCGGGCCGGCGAGGGCGGUGUCCAGGCGGGCCCACCCCGGCCGCUGGGGCCGUGGCCACCACGCCCGGCGCUGCCCCGGGGCGCCGUCCGCGGCGGACUCCCGGCUCCCGGCGGGCGGGGCGGGGUGCACCGGAGAGGGACGGGGACUUUAUACACCCUUGACCUGUGUGGCCGUGCCCUCGGGGCCCAGGUCUGCGCCGGCGGGGCUUGGAGCCACAGUCUGCGCACACGGGGCUUCCAGCCACGCGUCCUGGAACGUUCAGUCCCGAGCGCUCGGAGGUGGGAACGUCGCCUCGGGGUGACUGUAAACAGCUUUCAAACGACCGGCCCCCCAGCUCUGCGCAGCGAGGCCGCCGUCGGGGCUGAGCGACCGGCCGCUCCAACCCGCCCGGCGCGGGGCCGUCUGCGGGGGGCCGUGGUCUUUCAGCGGAUGGGGCUGCAGGGUGGGGAUGUGGAAGGGGAGCAGGGGCACCGGAAUCCGUAG
Messenger RNA from Enhydra lutris kenyoni (northern sea otter), 711 nucleotides. Its product is annotated as cuticlin-2-like. The record is from RefSeq and is a predicted model, not a curated record. The coding region runs from base 1 to 711 and encodes 236 amino acids. The transcript is spliced from 2 exons. NCBI's taxonomy places the organism in Eukaryota, Metazoa, Chordata, Mammalia, Carnivora, Mustelidae.